GUUUUGUAGAUUUUUAAUUCUUAAAAUACUAAAUUAACAAAGUCAAUCAACAGUUUGGUCUUUUCGACUCAAAAUAUGAUUUAAAAAAUUGUUAAUCUUAAUUUGAUUAAAAAUAAUUAAAAUUAACGAGCGCUGAUAAUUCGAUUAUUAUUUUUUUUUAAAUGCUUGUUGACAACUUUUCAUGUUUUUGUCAGUUCAGCUUGCUUUGGCAGAUACCCAAUUAGUUUCUUGCAACUGGGAUAGUCAACCAGAAAAUUUCAUUGAGGUGCAGAGAGUGCACACACGCACACACACAUCUUUGCUUCAUUAUAGUCAGUCCAUAGAAAUCUAAUCAUGACUUCGACACAAUGUGUGAAGAUUUUUGUUCAGAGAGAUUAUUGCGAUGGCACUGCUGUCAAGUUUCAAACAAAAUAUCCACAAGAACUGGAAGGAAAGAUCGAUAGAAAUUCCUUUGAAUCGACGAUAAAUGAACUAAACAACAUGUAUGCCGAGGCUGAAGCAUUGAGUGCCAAAACUUACUGUGAGAAUUGUUUGGCCUGCCUGACUGCAUACCUCGUCUUUCUCUGCAUGGACACACACUAUGAAAAAGUUUUAAAGAAAAUAAAUCGCUACAUUCAAGAGCAGAACAACUCGGUGUACAUACCUCGGGGCCUGUUGCUGGUGGACCCCAUAGAGAGGGGGCUCAGAGUUCUGGAAAUAUGUUUGCUGACUGAGAGCUCCACAUAAGAUGCACAAAGAUAAUGCAACAAAAUUCAUUAUGUUAACAGGAUGACGAAUAAGUCUGGCAACUGUGUAAAAAAUCUUCAUCAAAUAACGCAAACAACUGGACUAUUUCUGAUUAUAACAUUAUUAUGAAACUUAUUUUUUAUAUGUUCUGUUCUGAGGACAAAUGAAAAUUUUUUAAAUUUAUUUUU
Messenger RNA from Helobdella robusta, 914 nucleotides. RefSeq lists its product as hypothetical. The transcript is spliced from 6 exons. Lineage: Eukaryota; Metazoa; Annelida; Clitellata; Rhynchobdellida; Glossiphoniidae. Gene Ontology annotation, biological process: protein targeting to membrane; peptidyl-L-cysteine S-palmitoylation. Bases 334 to 726 code for a protein of 130 amino acids. The record is from RefSeq and is a predicted model, not a curated record. Gene Ontology annotation, cellular component: palmitoyltransferase complex.